This is a messenger RNA of Octopus sinensis (East Asian common octopus), 321 nucleotides long. RefSeq names its product protein GVQW3-like. The transcript has a single exon. The record is from RefSeq and is a predicted model, not a curated record. Lineage: Eukaryota; Metazoa; Mollusca; Cephalopoda; Octopoda; Octopodidae. The coding region runs from base 1 to 321 and encodes 106 amino acids.
AUGUCCCUGGAAGACGAUGAGCGAUUUGGAAGACCUGUCACAAGUUUCACCUCUGGAAAUGUGGAGAAAAUACAUCAGCUUGUGUAUGAGAAUCGUCAGAGGACAAUCAGCGAAAUUGCUGAUGUUGUUGGUCUGUCGUAUGGAUCCGUGCAGACAAUCCUAGCAUCUGAAUUGAUCAUGUGGCAUGUCUCUGCUAAGUUUGCCUCCCGCCUGCUGAUCACAGAGCAGAAAGAACAUCGCAUCGAAGUCAGAAAGAACAUCGCAUCCUUCAUGUCGAGGGACGAGAGUUGGGUCUACGGGUGCGACCCUGAGACGAAGUAG